Molecule: messenger RNA, 600 nt
Organism: Adelges cooleyi (spruce gall adelgid)
Lineage: Eukaryota; Metazoa; Arthropoda; Insecta; Hemiptera; Adelgidae
Product: charged multivesicular body protein 1b-2-like
Exons: 2
Coding region: 1-600 (199 amino acids)
Biological process (GO): protein transport; late endosome to vacuole transport; endosome transport via multivesicular body sorting pathway
Cellular component (GO): ESCRT III complex; multivesicular body
Source: RefSeq, a predicted model, not a curated record
AUGUCGCUUUUGGACAAGAAAAUAUUCGAUUUAAAAUUAGCCGCAAAACAGAUAACGAGAAAUGCGAAAAAAUUACAAAAAGACGAAGCCAAAGAAAGAAGACAGUGUUGGCUGCACGUGAUGCGCGGCCAACAAGACAUUGCUCGAAUACACGCUGAAAAUGCGGUGCGCAACCGCAACCAGAGUGUUGGUCUGUUGCAGCUAGGCGCCCGGCUCCAGAGUACGGUCAACCACAUUGAAGCGGCAAAACUACAGAACAAGAUAUCUUCGGCAAUAGAGUCUGUAGUGUUUUCAAUGGCAGUGGCAACACGAGCUAUGAACAUUCCUUCAAUAACGCACACCAUGGAUAAGUUCGAGAAGAUGACAGACUAUUUGGACACGCGCCAUUCUUACGCGGCAGAAGCCUUGUCCGGUAAUCAACCAAUAGGAUCUGAUCAAGUGGAUCAGCUCAUGGCCAAUAUCAUUGAAGAAGCAAGGCUGGACAUAAAAAACGCAAUGCCCAGUCCAGAACACACACAGGUUAUUCCUCCAUUGCCGUUGCCUCCAUCGGAUACCGAACUCAACGAGAAACUCGCCAAUUUGAGAAAUAACUACCAUUAA